Molecule: messenger RNA, 1421 nt
Organism: Phialemonium atrogriseum
Lineage: Eukaryota; Fungi; Ascomycota; Sordariomycetes; Cephalothecales; Cephalothecaceae
Product: cobW-domain-containing protein
Exons: 6
Coding region: 166-1314 (382 amino acids)
Cellular component (GO): cytoplasm
Source: RefSeq, a predicted model, not a curated record
CUUUUUAAGCAGGGCAGCCGACAGGUAUAAUUGCCUACCUACAUUGAGUAUCUGGAAGCUUGUGUCGACGUGGGAAAAUUUGUUUGCCCUUGGUUCUUAGUGUCUGUAAACACUGAGACUUGCCAGCAUCUCCCAGUCGUCACCCGUCUCCAGAGUAUUGUUGAAAUGGAUUUCGACGAAGAUGGCGGUCCUCCGGAUCUUGUGGAGACAGGUCUUGAGCUUGCAGACGAGGAGAAACCUGUAAAGGUCCCUAUUACGAUAGUAACUGGAUACCUUGGAGCGGGGAAGACAACGCUCCUCAACUAUAUCUUGACCGCGCAGCACGGGAAGAAGAUAGCUGUAAUCAUGAACGAAUUUGGUGAUUCUCUGGACAUUGAGAAAUCCCUUACGGUCAAUAAGGACGGCGAGUCUGUUGAAGAAUGGAUGGAGGUUGGCAAUGGCUGCAUAUGCUGCACGGUGAAGGACAAUGGAGUAACUGCCAUCGAGUCGUUGAUGGAGAAGAAGGGCAAGUUCGAUUACAUACUGCUCGAGACUACUGGCCUUGCAGACCCUGGCAACCUAGCACCCCUAUUCUGGUUGGAUGACGGGGUUGGGAGUACCAUCUACCUGGAUGGGAUAGUCACACUCGUUGAUGCCAAAAACAUCCUUCGCAGCCUCGACGAUCCGGCCGGGAAGGUAGAAGGCCACGAGCAGAACGAUGAUCAUGGGCCGGUUAUGACAACCGCUCAUGUCCAGAUAUCGCAUGCAGACGUCAUCGUCAUCAACAAAUCCGACCUCGUGAGCGAGGAGGAGCUGCGAGAGGUCCGAGACCGAAUAGAAUCUAUCAACGAGCUCGCCAAGGUCCACGUAACCAACCAGAGCGUUGUCCCUCAGCUGGAAGGUUUCCUUCUGGAUUUAAAUGCUUAUGCCAACAUCCAGGAGCUGGACCAAACUGGCAAGGGCCACAGCCACCUUGAUCCGACCAUCUCGACCGUGUCAAUUCCACUCCCUCCCUUGACUGCUAACCAAGUCGAGAAGGUCGAUGAAUGGCUCAGGGCCGUCUUAUGGGAGAAUGAACUGCCCCCUAAUGAUAGUGGAACCCACAGCUCACCCUUUGAGAUACAUCGCAUGAAAGGCCGACUGGUGAUGAAAGGUGGGGGCCAGAAAAUGGUUCAGGGGGUAAGGGAAGUCUUUGAAAUAAUGGACAGCCCGACUACAAACCCAGAUGAAUGUCCCCCGGUCACCGGCAAGAUAGUCCUCAUUGGACGGCAUCUAAAAGACACUGGUUUCCAAAAUAGUCUUCUCAGGGCAAUUGGGAAUAGUGGCAACUCUUAGCGAUAGAAGGGGGACAUUGUGGAGUUUAAAACUUGAAUUCAGAUGAAUUUGUGUUAUCCAUGCUCUGUGCCUUAUCUCUGGGAGACCAAAUGCGCUGCAACGCUCCC